GACAAGCCUAGUCUACUUUGGGGGAGGUGGGGUUGUUGCUUACAAGCAGAGUUAAAGAGGAAAUUACGCUUUUGGAGAAGAAGCGAUAAGCAAUUGCAGCUUCGCUGCUGACGCGAAAUAGAACGUUGUAUACAAAACUUAAGUAGCCAUGGCAACACCAGGUAGAAUACGAUCAACACGUCGGCUGCGCAACUGGAUGGUAGAGCAGGUGAACAGUGGGAGGUAUCCGGGGUUGGUGUGGGACGAUGUUGCUAAGACCAUGUUUCGCAUCCCUUGGAAACACGCCGGAAAGCAGGACUUCCGGAGCGACGAGGAUGCCGCCAUCUUCAAGGCAUGGGCGGAGUUUAAGGGCAAGCUGUCGGAGGAUACGCGCUCUGACCCCGCCUCCUGGAAGACCCGGCUGCGCUGUGCCCUCAACAAGAGCCCCGAGUUCAGCGAGGUCAACGAGAGGUCACAGCUGGACAUCUCCGAGCCGUACAAGGUGUACCGGCUGGUUCCUCUGUCUGAGCAGGGUCAGGUAGCCAGCGGAGGAAGGGAUGGAGCUCGGGUCAAAAGGAGGAAGAGGACCAACGAUUCUGACAGUGAGGAAGAGAACCGGACCAAAAAAAUCAAAGACGAGGUCAUCUCUCUGCAGCCAAUCAGCAUGACUCCGCAGGAGAUCGAGGUCGAGCGAGAGAUCACGAUUGAGUCGGAGGACGGCACAGAGGCGAUCCUCCAGAAGAACGACAGCUCGGACAUGGAGGUCAAUGAGAUCCAGCUGAACUUCAUGAUCGAGACCCUCCCACCGGCUGGAGCCCUCCCCACCCUGCUUGUGUCGGUGAAGUAUGUGGGCCACGAGGUUCUGAAGAGGGAGAUCUUCCAGCGGGACAUCAGAAUCGCCUACUACUCCUCCUCAGCAAGCCCCCCGUCCCUCGUGGCCCUGCCAGUGGGAGCGGUGGAGAAAGUGGCCCUCCCCGAGCCUGGGUCCGCCCUGCCGGAGGGCUCCAUCACCGGGGACCAGCUCCAGGCCUGCUCCACCCUGCUGACCUACAUGGAGAAGGGGGUGCUGCUGACCUCCAACACGAUGGGGGUCAUAGCCCAGCGCUUCUGCCAGGGACGGGUGUACUGGCGGGGGCCGCACACAGGCGACAACGGCCUCCGCAAGCUGGAGCGCACCCCGUUCCCAGUCUGCCUGUUCAACAGGCAAAACUUCCUGCAGGAGCUGAACUUGUUUCGGAGCAGUGGUGGUAACCUGCCUCAAUGUGGGGUCACUCUGUGUUUUGGAGAGGAGCUCGAUACAGAGGACAUCUCUGGCAAACUCAUCACAGUGCACAUCUCGUUGCCCUGGGCAACCCAGCAGGUCCAGGAAGCGCAGUCUUUCAGGGAAUCUGUGGCCCUCCUGCAGACGCUGGCCAACCAAUCGCCACUGAACGAAGUCACCUUCAAUGUCGUUGGAAUCAUCUAACUAAGUGGAGAACAACCCCACCCCCUUUCUUUUAGAAUUCCCUGAUGGACAAUGGCAUCUAAAUAACUUUACAAGCACUUGGCAUUUAGUCUUGGGUGUAUCCAAGAUGGCGGCAGCAUCAGCUCCUCUCCUGACUUUGUACCAGGCAGGUGCAACGAGUCACAAGGUAGAUCCUUUGGCUUGAACGGCACUACACAGACAGUCACUCUGCACUUUACAACUGUGUAGAAAAUGCCUAAAUUCCGUCGUGGAGAACCAAACCACUAUGACAUUUACACCCCUGUAGAGAUGGAGCUUUUAAAACCUAGAGACCAAUAGAUCCUUACAGGACACCACUGAAUAUAUCGUGACUGUGUAUGAUUUAACUACUGGAAGUUCCUGAUGGGGGGCGGCACUGCUGCCUCACAGCAAGGAGGUCCUGGGUUCGAAUCCCCAUCGGCCGGGGCCUCUCUGUGUGGAGUUUGCAUGUUCUCCCCGUGUUUGCGUGGGUUUUCUCCAGGUACUCCAGUUUCCUCCCACAGUCCAAAGACAUGCAGGUUAGGCUGAUUGGAGAGUCUAAAUUGCCCAUAGGUAUGAGUGUGUGAGUGAAUGGUGUGUGUGCCCUGCGAUGGACUGGCGACCUGUCCAGGGUGUAGUCCUGCCUUUCACCCAAUGUAUGCUGGGAUAGGCUCCAGCCCCCCUGCGACCAUGUUCAGGAUAAGCGUCCAUGUACUAGAGAAGGGAAAGGCCUAUAUAUGCCAGAUACCCUGCGUAGGAUGUGAAAUAUUCAGCCACCACCAAUCUGCUCACCGCGACAAUUUUUUUAUACUGAUGCCUGUCAAUGUUUUAUCUUCUGAAAUGCUGUUUAUAACAAUCCAUUUGUGACUUUUAUUUCUGUGUUUGCAGCUUAGAACAUGUAGAGAUAUUAGCACAUAUAUAUACAGACACACACAUACGUACGAACAUACUCACACUGUAGAUCAGAGGUGUCCAAUCUUGUCCUAAAAGGGCCGGCGUGGGUGCAGGUUUUUGUUUUAACCCAGCAGUAACACACCUGAUUAUACCAAUGAACUAAUCGUGGUCUUUAAUCAAGACCUUGAUGAGUAGAAUCAUCUGUCUUCGUCCUGUGCUAAAACAACCUGCACACACAGGGGCCCUUUCUGGAUAAGAUUGGACACCCCUGCUGUUGAUUAACAGGUAGAUAUACUAGCCUAACUAAGAAGGGUGAAGGUAAUUUUGAAACGCUCCCUUAUAGUAAUUACUUGAAUUAGGAUAGAUUGCUACGUGAUCUGAUUUGUAAUUAAGAGAUGUGUAAAGUUUUGGGGCUGGGAACACCUCUCAUAGAGGACCACAUCCCUGGAUUUCUUGCCAAAUUCUGUUCUCCAUUUAACCUUGGCUGGAAUUAGCUUCAUACCAAUGGGGGUCCGAUCUUUACUACUCUGAGGCAGCAACGAAUGGUUAGUAAUGGAUCAGUAAGUGGCCGAUAUACCUAUAUAUAUUUUUUAUAUAUAUAUUUUUUAACAUCAGUAAAAAAAAAAAUGGUAUGAAUGAAAAGUUUGUAAAGCUAUAAGCACUAUAGAUAAGAGCGUCUGCUAAAUACCAUAAAUGUCAAUGUUAAAUAUGCCAAAUCAGUAAUGAAGAGCAGAAAUAGGCCUGUAAUUCUGAAAUGGGAUUGGCCCAGUUGGUUGAGCAGUUCUGACCACAGAGUCUACAAUCAGGGAGUGAACUGUGUUUGGACUGAAGUGGAACAAGUGAAAAGAAAGAUUACUACAGCAAGCAUCUGUAAAUAUGUUAUUUAUCCACAGAAAUGCUGACGAUUAGUUUGCUUUUAUGUAAUACCUUGUACUUUCCAAAUAAAGUUGGUAUUAUGAAAA
Molecule: messenger RNA, 3297 nt
Organism: Conger conger (European conger)
Lineage: Eukaryota; Metazoa; Chordata; Actinopteri; Anguilliformes; Congridae
Gene: irf9
Product: interferon regulatory factor 9
Exons: 10
Coding region: 149-1444 (431 amino acids)
Biological process (GO): immune system process; regulation of transcription by RNA polymerase II
Cellular component (GO): nucleus
Molecular function (GO): DNA-binding transcription factor activity, RNA polymerase II-specific; protein binding; RNA polymerase II cis-regulatory region sequence-specific DNA binding
Source: RefSeq, a predicted model, not a curated record